This is a messenger RNA of Anguilla rostrata (American eel), 1812 nucleotides long. It is a transcript of the gene aagab, whose product is annotated as alpha and gamma adaptin binding protein. The record is from RefSeq and is a predicted model, not a curated record. The coding region runs from base 49 to 1014 and encodes 321 amino acids. The transcript is spliced from 10 exons. NCBI's taxonomy places the organism in Eukaryota, Metazoa, Chordata, Actinopteri, Anguilliformes, Anguillidae.
CGCUUUGCUGUUAUGCUAUGUUUACCAUUUUAAUAGAAAGCCUAAAAUAUGUCAACCUCGCAGGAAGACGAAAUGGCAACAGUGCCAUGUGUCCUCAUCACGAGCUGUGAUCCCGGGUUCAAAGAGGAAGAACUGGUUAAACAGAUCUUGGGCGUUUCGUCGUUGCCUGCGCCCUCCGAACAGCAGGGGGCAGUGAGCUGGUAUCCCUGGACCAUCAAUAAUAAGUACUACACAGCCCAGGUCAGCCUAUGUGUUGUGCCCAGCACCUUUCAGAUGACCAGGGAGAUUGCCCAGUCUAUGCAAGCCUUCAUUGUCUACUUCGACAGCGCUGUGGUUGGGGGUCUCGACAGGGUAUCCUCCUGGCUGCCCAUAGUGGAGGAUCUGGCUCCGGAGGUGCUGAUCCUGGUGUGUGACCAUGUGUGUGACAGCGGAAUCGGUAGACAGCAAGCACAGCAGUGGUGUCUGGCGCAUGCCUUCGAACUGGUGGAGCUCAACCCUGAAGAACUGCCGGACGAGGACGAUGACUUCCCGGAAUCGACUGGGGUGAAGCGGAUCGUCCAGGCGCUCAAUGCCAACGUGUGGUCGAGCGUGGAGAUGAAAGAUGAGCACAACCAAGGGUUCGGCCUGAUGAGCAGCCUGGUGGCGUCCCGGCACAACAACCCCCGUCCCAGCCAGGAUUCACCAUCCUCCCAUCUGCCAGUAGAGGGCGGCAUUGCCAGCACAGGAGUGGAGAGGCCGGAGACUGCAGGGAAUGGUGACUCACAGGUUGAUUCGCGAGUGGACCCCAUGACCGACAUGGACAUCCAGGAGCUGGCCAGCCUGACCACAGGGGAUGCAGACGUGGAGAACUUUGAGCGCCUCUUCACCAAGCUUAAAGAGAUGAAAGAUAAAGCCUCCUCCUUACCUCAUGAGCAGAGGAAAGUACACGCUGAGAAGGUUGCCAAAGCGUUCUGGAUGGCGAUUGGUGGAGACCAGGACGAGAUUGAUGGACUUUCCUCAGGGGAAGAGAGUUGAGGCCCAGCUGACGCUGGCCAAGAUGACACUCCUCCCUCACCUCUGCAGUUACUGCCCGCUCUGGUCACACUCCCUUCCCUGGCCUCACGCUGGGUGCAGCAUGCCCACAACAGGCUGGGUCUCCUCCGCUCAGACACAGCCACAGCCAGAGAGAGAGAGUGGGCGGGAGGCUGAAGUGGUCGAGAGGAACAGGCUCUUUCUAAUUUUAUUUUCCACCAUUUCAGUUUCCCCUCUCUGCCCCUAACAACCUAAAUUAUCUGGCACUGGCCAAUCACAGCUGCAGGUUCAGUUAAAAAAAUAAAAAAGAUCAAUCUUCCAAUGUGAGGUAGGGGGCAGGGGGUGCAUGAAGAACAGUACUGGAAAAAUACAGGAGUUCUCCCAUUGGGCAGGUUUGCUCCACUGGUUUGAUUGAUACUUUAGCUGAAUCCCUCAUUUGCACUUUCUGCAAUGCUGGUGAUUUGUAAAGGACUUAAUGGUCACAUUGCCCUCAGUGUAAAGCACUGCACAGAGAUAGAUUUUAUGUGAUUUGUAUUCUAGUCUUUGCAUCUAAAGACAAUUUAUCUUAUUUAAGAUACUGUUGUCCCACUACAGAACUGAACUAGAGUGUGAGGGGAAAACUGCACCUUCCCCCCAAGCCAAGAGUAUAAUCAAGUACCUUUCUCACCAUUGUGUGCAUACAAUUCAUACGCAAGACAUUCAUUCAUCUUGCCUACAUACAAUUGUCCCAUAACCGAUCAAAGAAACAUGUGAAUGUGUCAUUUUUGCCAUGUAAAAACAAUAAAAGAAAUAAGAAACCUA